Messenger RNA from Cloeon dipterum, 822 nucleotides. RefSeq names its product calmodulin. The transcript is spliced from 4 exons. Gene Ontology annotation, molecular function: calcium ion binding; enzyme regulator activity. Bases 142 to 591 code for a protein of 149 amino acids. The record is from RefSeq and is a predicted model, not a curated record. Lineage: Eukaryota; Metazoa; Arthropoda; Insecta; Ephemeroptera; Baetidae.
CUAAUGCAACUGGCUCAACACAAGCUGUGAAUUACAUAAACAUUAUCCGCGGAUGACUACCUCACGAACUAAUUUCUUGCUAGUUGCUUUAUAGCUUCUGAAUCGGCCGACCGUCUUCUCGGUCACAUCCAGCAAUCAACCAUGGCGGACCAACUGACUGAAGAACAAAUCGCUGAAUUCAAAGAGGCGUUUUCAUUGUUCGACAAAGACGGCGAUGGAACCAUCACCACCAAAGAAUUGGGAACCGUCAUGAGGUCCCUUGGACAGAAUCCCACGGAAGCUGAGCUACAGGACAUGAUCAACGAGGUCGAUGCUGAUGGCAAUGGAACCAUCGAUUUUCCCGAGUUCCUGACCAUGAUGGCGCGCAAAAUGAAGGACACUGAUUCUGAGGAAGAGAUCCGCGAGGCCUUCAGAGUGUUUGAUAAGGAUGGAAAUGGUUUCAUUUCGGCUGCUGAGCUCAGGCAUGUCAUGACCAACUUGGGUGAGAAGCUGACUGAUGAGGAGGUGGAUGAAAUGAUCCGUGAAGCGGACAUUGAUGGUGACGGCCAGGUCAAUUAUGAGGAGUUCGUCACCAUGAUGACCUCCAAGUGAGGUGCCUGCCGGCCCUAAUUUAUUACUUGAAACACAUUCCACCACAGUCAUUUUUACAUUUCCAAAGAUAAAUACACACAACCACACACACACACUCAUCAAUGAAUCACUCGCUGAAAUUGGUUGUUUGAUUGGUCGGUCCAGCCCAGACAGGGCCCAGUCCAGAAAGAGAUGACUUUUCGGUCAAAAAUUGUAAAACAACUAAAUAAAUUUUAAGAAGUUAAAUUAAUA